Jaculus jaculus (lesser Egyptian jerboa) is the source of this 2504-nucleotide messenger RNA. RefSeq names its product negative elongation factor complex member B (gene Nelfb). Gene Ontology annotation, biological process: negative regulation of transcription elongation by RNA polymerase II. Gene Ontology annotation, cellular component: nucleus; NELF complex. Bases 1 to 1977 code for a protein of 658 amino acids. The transcript has 14 exons. The record is from RefSeq and is a predicted model, not a curated record. Lineage: Eukaryota; Metazoa; Chordata; Mammalia; Rodentia; Dipodidae.
AUGGUGGGAAAGAUGCGGACCGAGCUCUGCGGGGCGGAAGUGGGCAUUGCGCGCCGGUGCAAGCUGCUGUGCGGGCGGCAUCUAGCCAAACUGGAGGCUGCUGGGGAACGGGGCUCGGGCGGCCCCCGAGGCUCGGGGGAGCGGGCUUCGGGGGCUCCUGCAGCGUCCGCGGCGGCUCCAGGGGAGCGUGGCAGUGAUGGGGCGCCCAGUCGGGCAACGGCUGGGGCCUCGGCCAUGUUUGCGGGGCUGCAAGAUCUGGGCGUGGCCAACGGCGAGGACCUGAAGGAGACCCUGACCAACUGCACCGAGCCGCUCAAGGCCAUCGAGCAGUUCCAGACAGAGAAUGGCGUGCUGCUGCCCUCCCUGCAAUCGGCCCUGCCUUUCCUGGACCUGCACGGGACGCCGCGGCUGGAGUUUCACCAGUCGGUGUUUGAUGAGUUACGCGACAAACUGCUGGAGCGAGUGUCGGCCAUUGCCUCGGAGGGGAAGGCAGAGGAAAGGUAUAAGAAGCUGGAAGACCUUCUGGAAAAGAGCUUUUCUUUGGUCAAGAUGCCAUCCCUGCAGCCAGUCGUGAUGUGCGUCAUGAAACAUCUGCCCAAGGUUCCUGAGAAGAAGCUGAAGCUGGUGAUGGCUGACAAGGAGCUGUACCGUGCUUGCGCUGUGGAGGUGAAGCGCCAGAUCUGGCAGGACAACCAGGCACUCUUUGGGGAUGAGGUCUCCCCUCUGCUGAAGCAGUACAUCCUGGAGAAAGAGAAUGCACUCUUCAGCACAGAGCUUUCAGUUCUGCACAACUUCUUCAGCCCUUCUCCCAAGACCAGGCGCCAGGGAGAGGUGGUUCAGAAGCUGACACAGAUGGUGGGCAAGAAUGUGAAGCUGUAUGACAUGGUGCUGCAGUUCCUACGCACACUCUUCCUGCGGACCAGGAACGUGCACUACUGCACGCUGCGGGCUGAGCUGCUCAUGUCCCUGCAUGACCUGGAUGUAGGAGAUAUCUGUACCGUGGACCCCUGCCACAAGUUCACUUGGUGCCUGGACGCCUGCAUCCGAGAGCGGUUUGUGGACAGCAAGAGAGCCCGGGAGCUGCAGGGGUUUCUUGAUGGAGUGAAGAAGGGACAAGAACAGGUCUUAGGGGAUUUGUCCAUGAUCCUGUGUGAUCCCUUCGCCAUCAACACACUGUCCCUGAGCACCAUCAGGCACUUGCAAGAGCUGGUCAGCCAGGAGACACUGCCCAGGGAUAGUCCUGACCUCCUCCUCCUACUCAGGCUGCUGGCACUGGGCCAGGGCGCAUGGGACUUGAUCGACAGCCAGGUCUUCAAGGAGCCUAAGAUGGAGGCAGAGCUCAUCACAAAGUUCCUGCCGAUGCUUAUGUCCUUUGUGGUGGAUGACUACACUUUCAAUGUGGAUCAGAAGCUUCCAGCUGAGGAGAAAGCCGCAAUCACGUACCCCAACACGCUUCCUGAAAGUUUCACCAAGUUCCUACAGGAACAGCGAAUGGCUUGUGAGGUGGGGUUAUACUACGUCCUGCACAUCACCAAGCAGAGGAAUAAGAACGCACUCCUACGCCUGCUGCCUGGGCUUGUGGAGACUUUUGGUGACCUGGCCUUCAGUGACAUAUUCCUUCACCUGCUCACGGGGAGCCUGGCACUGCUGGCUGAUGAGUUUGCCCUAGAGGAUUUCUGCAGCAGCCUCUUCGAUGGCUUCUUCCUCACCGCUUCUCCCAGGAAGGAAAAUGUGCAUCGCCAUGUGUUGAGGCUCCUCCUUCACCUGCACUCCAGGGUGGCGCCUUCCAAGCUGGAGGCCUUGCAGAAGGCCUUGGAGCCCACAGGCCAGAGUGGUGAGGCUGUGAAGGAACUCUACUCCCAGCUUGGUGAGAAGCUGGAGCAGCUGGACCAUCGGAAGCCCAGCCCUGCCCAGGCUGCAGAGACACCAGCGCUGGAGCUGCCGCUCCCUAGUGUGCCUGCCCCAGCUGCACUCUGAAGCUCUGCGGCCUGUUUUGGGAGAAGGCCUGGUCACCCAGAAAUUCAGGGCAAACUGAGGCACCCCCUGCUGAGUCUUGUUGCUGGAAGCUGGUCCUGAGGGGUCCUCUGAUCUACUUGCAUACCCCUGGGGUCUCCUGGUGGCAUGGUGAGCUUGGCCCUAGCAUAGAUGGACAGUGAUUGAGGGUAGGGAAAAGCUAGUUUUCCUAGGAGCAGGCAGGGGCCUGAGUGACCUGACAUCCAUUGUGGACGAUGAGGCCUAAGGGAGAGGUGUGCUAGGUUAGUUAAAACAGAUUUACUGGGCAUGGUGUCUGCAGUGCAGGAAUGGUGCCCGCAACAAAAGUCUGGAGUGGUCUGCAGGGGUUAGAGGUCCAAACCCACUAUGUCAAGGCACAGACCUUGCUGCUAAGGUCUGCAGCUUCCCACCUUGGUUUAUUCCUUGUCCAGCUGCUGCUUGGCCCUUGAACAAGGGACAGUGAGUGUACACACUGAGGUUUCCGCUUAUGUAAAUAAAAGACAUUUUGGUAA